UUGUUAAAGAAAAAGAAUUUUGCAUCGAUUGAAGCAAAAUAACUUUGUAUAGUUAGGAGUACAACUCAUUUUCUUUCUCAACUCUUUCUGCUCUUUCAUCAAUAUACAAUGUGUUUCUAUGCCUAUAAUUUUUACAAAUAUCCAAAUGCGCGCAAACUGGCCCGGACAACACCGUAACCAAAAAAAAAAGAAAAAAAAAAGGGUACAACUAUCACCAAAGAACAUGUAUUUGGAUAUUUGGUAGUCUGUAAUACAUGUUCUUACAUGAUCUUGGCUUCUAUAAUAGCUAGAGAGAAUCCAAGCUGCUGACUACUUAAAAAAUGAAGUUUGGGAGAGAAUUUAAGGAUCAAAUGGUGCCUGAGUGGAUUGAGGCUUAUAUGGACUAUGGCGAGCUCAAACACCUCUUGAAAGGUAUAGACUGCACGAAGAAAGGAGAUAUUGAGAAUCAAGAAAGUGAAAUUGGGAAAAGCCAACAAAAGAAUUGGACAAAGUUAUCAAAUCGAAAGUUGUGUGUACCAGCUGAUCUAGGAGAAGCUGAAAAGUCAAUUUUUGAAAAAUUGGAUAAUGAGCUUGAAAGAGUUAAUAGCUUUUACAAGGACAAAGUGGAAGAGGCAAAGGGAGAAGCUGCUGAAUUGGCCAAACAAAUGGAUGCUUUGAUAGCUCUCCGGGAAAAGGUAAAAGAAAAGGAUACCAAAGAUUUGCCUGCAGACAAAGCUACUACUGCAGCAUCCUCAAAGAUUACUUCUCCAAGCAGGGCGUUGAGUGAAGAGAAAGACAACCUCGACUUCACAAAAGAAGUGGACAAGUUUGGCGAGAACCCCAUAAAACCAGCUUCUUCUUCAAGCAAUAAUAAAGAUCCUUCAUUAGAUCAACAUGGACGUACUCCCUCAGACGUUCUUGAAUGCGUCAAAAUUCAAAAUACAUCUGGCACUCCAAAAUCAUCGGUAGAAAGACUAUUACUUGGUACCACCGAGAAAGAGUGUAGCUUCAGUCAAGAUGAGCUAAAGGAAGUUGAAGAAAAGUUGAGAAAGGCCUUCGUUGAGUUCUACCAGAAACUUUGCCACCUAAAUCAGUACAGUUUUAUGAACCUCUCAGCAUUUUCUAAGAUCCUAGAAAAAUAUGAAAAGAUUACUUCAAGAAAGGUGAUGAGACCGUACAUGAAAGUCGUGGAUAACUCCUAUAUUGGAAGUUCUGAUGAGGUUAGUAGUCUACUGAAGAAGGUAGAAGCAACAUUUGUCAAGCACUUUUCCAAUUCUGAGCAAGGGGAUGGCAUCAAAUUAUUAAGGCCAAAAAGAAAAAGAGAGAAACACAGCUUACGAUUUCGUUCAGGGUUCUUCUGUGGAUUCUCAAUUGCUCUAAUUAUUGCGGUUGGGUUAAUCAUACAAACAAGAAAGUUAUUGGACAAAGAGGAGGCUACAUUGUACUUGGAUAGCAUCUUCCCCCUUUACAGUUUCUACGGAUACAUCAUCUUACAUAUGCUUUUUUGUGCUGCAAAUAUAUACUUGUGGAGGUGCUAUAGAAUCAACUACGCGUUUAUACUAGGAUUCAAGCCAGGAACCGAAUUAGAUCACAGGGAAGUUUUCCUUUUAGUCUCUGGUCUUGCAGUUUUUGUACUCACCACUUGCCUGGUACAAUUGCAUAUCAGGAUGGACUCGAGGAUUCAAGAUCACGAGACAUAUGUCGAACUGGUCCCUUUGGGCUUACUCAUUGGUUUAGUCCUCAUAUGUCUCUGUCCUUUUAACAUCAUCUAUCGUUCGAGCCGUUUCUUCCUUAUUCGAAGUCUAUUUCGUAGUAUUUGUGCUCCUUUUUACAAGGUCAAUAUGAUAGAUUUUUUCUUAUCAGACCAGCUAGCCAGCCAGACACAAGCGAUAAGAAGUUUCGUAUACUACAUUUGUUAUUAUGGUUGGGGAAAAGCCUCUACUGGACGAAAAAUGUGCCAUGUUAGUGAUGUCUACAUCGUCUUCUAUUACAUUUCAGCUGCAAUUCCUUAUUGGAUUCGAUUCUUCCAGUGUAUGCGACGAUUAGUGGAAGAGAAAAAGAUGCAGCAUGGAUUCAACAGUUUCACCUAUUUCUCGAUGCUUCUGUCAGUUGUCCUUCAGUCAACAUUCAGACUACGGAAAAAAACGACUUGGAAAGUGUGGGCUUUGGCUAGCUCGUUUGUUGCAGCUCUGGCAAACAUAUCUUGGGAUAUCAAGAUGGACUGGGGUCUUCUUCAACAUAAGUCGAGAAAUUUUCUUCUAAGAGACAAGCUACUGCUACCCCACAAAACUGCAUAUUACAUAGCUAUGAUUCUCGAGGUUCUCCUGAGAUUUGUGUGGCUGCAAGUAGUAUUGAGUUUUGACAUGUGCCCACUACGUGGAAAAGUCAUAACAAGCACAUUUGCAAGCUUAGAAAUUCUUCGUCGUGGCAUUUGGAACUUCUUUAGAUUGGAGAAUGAGCACCUAAACAAUGUUGGGGAGUACCGAGCAUUCAAGUCGCUCCCAUUGCCCUUCGUUACAUAUGACGAGAAGGUUGGCAAAAAUGAGUAGGAUGAUACGUCUUAUAUCUGUUCUGUUUCAUCAAAAGAUGAAUGUGUAAAUAGACUACCCUUUCCCAGGAGGGUUGCAUACAUUUUCAAUUACCAGUUCUGUGUAUGCAAAUAUUAGUUAUUACAAAUAAUCUUAAAUAUUUUGUAAACUUUUUCAUCAAAAUUUUAUUUAUCUCUUA
Molecule: messenger RNA, 2706 nt
Organism: Lycium barbarum (goji berry)
Lineage: Eukaryota; Viridiplantae; Streptophyta; Magnoliopsida; Solanales; Solanaceae
Product: phosphate transporter PHO1 homolog 5-like
Exons: 13
Coding region: 321-2528 (735 amino acids)
Biological process (GO): cellular response to phosphate starvation; phosphate ion transport
Cellular component (GO): cytoplasm; Golgi apparatus; trans-Golgi network
Molecular function (GO): inositol hexakisphosphate binding
Source: RefSeq, a predicted model, not a curated record